AUGCAAAACACUACAAUCAAUAAACCAGUAAUUUUGGAGCAGGCCCUAGGGGGUAAAUAUUUGAUCGAAAAUACAAAACUAAAACAAAUCAUAAAGCAAAAUCGAACUACUAAUGACCCUUCGCAGUCUUUAGUUUCUCCACAAACGCCUAUUAAUGGUCACUCUGGUGAGGAUGACAACACUGACUCUGUGAAUCUAGAGCAGAUACAAAAUCCCGCUUCUCAAGAUCAAGAAUCGAUACAAAAAGGAUCUUUCUCUUCUGAUAAUCCUACAACUGAGGUACAAAGUGCUGUUUCUUCUGAAAUAGUUGGAGCUAGUACAAUGAAAGCCCUAUAUCUGAUAAAAAAAUUACUGGCCGUGCCUGCUUCGCUGAAAAUAUGCUAG
Molecule: messenger RNA, 384 nt
Organism: Entrophospora sp. SA101
Lineage: Eukaryota; Fungi; Glomeromycota; Glomeromycetes; Entrophosporales; Entrophosporaceae
Source: the annotation of a GenBank genome assembly